Molecule: messenger RNA, 873 nt
Organism: Penicillium brevicompactum
Lineage: Eukaryota; Fungi; Ascomycota; Eurotiomycetes; Eurotiales; Aspergillaceae
Product: DUF2841 domain-containing protein
Exons: 2
Coding region: 1-873 (290 amino acids)
Source: RefSeq, a predicted model, not a curated record
AUGGAUCAAUAUGGGACACUUCACUAUGAGGCGUCCCCUUCAAUCGUCCAUUAUCGCGACACUAUCCUUUCCCCUCAAGUCACCGCGGAAUUCCUGAAAGCGGUGGCGAACUCCACUGAAGUUGGCCUGCGAAGGUCCUCCCUGGAAUUCGCUUCCACCCAGCUAUUUCCUGAUCACCUCGGGAACUAUGACUCUCACGAUUCUCGGUUUCCGAAAGGAAUACAGGCCGAGGGACACGAUGUGCCUACAACAUAUGGAUAUCAUUCACAGCCUCACCUAUGGCCAGGCCAUGAUAUAGCUACCCCCGCCAUCUUGAAAGAUAAAGUGCUUCACAAGAAGAGAUCUUGUUUGCAGAAGCACGGCCUGGAGCUCCAAGAAGCAAUGUUAUCCAUCAAAGAUACGAAAUUUCUCCGCCGAUACUACGAAAAGGUCUUCCACAAUAUACAGCAAACUAAUUGCCGAGUCCUGGCAAAAGCCUAUGUGAAAUGUGUUGAGCCCCACAAGCAAGUCAAUUACCCUUAUAAUGGGCGGAAGACCGUGGCGGGGGAAAUACGACAAUUAAGUUCCGAGCAGAGUAAGCCACCAUGGUGGCCUCCUCAAGUGCGCCAUCGGGAACCCGAUCAUCUACUCAAAGCAGAACGCAUCGCGCUUCUUCUCCAUAUUCUUUGUGAUUUGCGCUGCAGUCACGGCGUCACAUCACAAAAACUGAAAGAUGCAGAGCAAUCUGUUCGGUCGCAUAUUAUCCCGGUUGAACGUUUAGAACUCCUAGAUGAGUUGUAUCGUGUUAGAGGAGAAGAGGAAAAGCUUUUGAUGGGGCUUCUUGGUAAGGGCUUGCAACCACCCAUUCUUCACAAGCUAAUGAAGUACAUCUAG